AUGAUUUCUACGAUAGAAAUACAAGUAGAUGAGUUGAUUGAGCAGAUGGGGACAACAAUUACUGAGUUGCCGAAACCUCUUAAUAUGGCAGAAGACUAUUCCAAAGCGGUUAUAGCAGAAGAGACGCUACCUGGGCAGACUGAUCUAAAUAUGAACACUGACUACUGCAGCCAUGAGCAAGAGCCUAGUAACACACAAGCUGAUGGGGAAAAAGCAAACGAAUGUGUGGAAGAAGAUAUAGAGCUAUGUAACAAGUUCAGUGCCUUUAUGAAUAUGGAUGAAGAGACUCUCUUUGAUACAACAGAGCAACAUCAUUGUCGGGGUUCUUUUUCAAAUGGAUACCAAAUUCAGAAACAUCUCUUAAAGAGGAAGGGGAGGAGGGGGAGAGAUGUUGAUAGUCAAGGAAUUUUGGAUUUUAAUGAUUGUUGUGCCAUGAUUGGGGUGGAUGAUGCUGGUUAUAGGGACAGCAGACUGAAACAAUCUGAUGGAAUGUUGAUGGAUGAUAUAACCAUGAUUGGCGAUGCUACAGAGAUGUAUUUCAAUGAGCUCUUUUCCUCCUUCUCUACUAUUUUGCAUGAUUAUUUAUUCAUAGGAAUUGAGAAAAAGAUAUCAGCAGAGGAUAACGCGAGUUUGCUAGGACUUCCAACGGAAGAGGAGAUUUGGGAAGCAGUAAGAGCUUUGGACCCUGUAAGUGUCCCUCGUGGUGAUGGAUUCACAGGUCAUUUCCUUCAAGGCGGUUGGGAUAUUUAUCAAAAUAAAUGUAACUGCGAUAGCAAGGGAUUUCUUUAG
Molecule: messenger RNA, 789 nt
Organism: Dovyalis caffra
Lineage: Eukaryota; Viridiplantae; Streptophyta; Magnoliopsida; Malpighiales; Salicaceae
Source: the annotation of a GenBank genome assembly